Molecule: messenger RNA, 1788 nt
Organism: Alternaria burnsii
Lineage: Eukaryota; Fungi; Ascomycota; Dothideomycetes; Pleosporales; Pleosporaceae
Exons: 3
Source: RefSeq, a predicted model, not a curated record
CAGAUGCUAAGAGAAGGUAUGAGUUUAAUGUCAAGAGAAUUCGCGUUCACCUCUUCCACGCUGUCUGCAAUCCAGCAAGUGAAGACCGUAGAAGAAACCGAUGUCCCAAACCGGUUGGUCUUCGAGGCUAUCAAAACAGUGGUGCUGGAUCGCGCAACACCAAGUUGGAUCCAAGAUGUAGAUUCGGAAACGCAAGCCGAACACGAAGAUGCAAUACUGCCCACUGGGAUAAACCUCGUGCGGUGUUAUUUCAAUACGAGGCCGAACGAACUGGGGUCUCUCCCAGGCGCUUACAGAUUGCGAGAUCAUCAGUUGUUGCAAAUCAAACUUUGGCCUGCUGAUGAGGCGAUGCUAAAUAUCUUGCACAAGGCUGGCACGGGCGUCAGGGAGCUACACAUGCACUGGAUCUACGAUGUUGGUACACUAGUUCCUGGUGACCAGCCGGUUGUUAGGAGCAAGAUUCUGGAUAAAUGGGUUGGUGAAUUGGAACGUGUGAAGGUUACAGUAAGAAGUGAGCCUAGUAAGACUUUUGCUGGGAGGAUGGCGACAAAUUUGGUGGAACGGACUGCGAAGAGGCUUGUCGGUGAGAAAGGCAAGGGUGAGACAAGUAUGAGAUGGAAGGAGAAGGAUAUAGAAGACGAUGGAGGGUUCAAAAAAGAUGAAUGCAAGAUGCAGACAAGCUUACUCAAAUUGAUACGGCGAUACUACUAUCUCGAUUCCAAGCAUGCGAACCAUAUAAUAUUCCGCCUUGCUCUCUCUUGUCGGUUACAAACCCGAAUGAAUCUACAGCCGAUAUCCGCGCUUACCACAAUCACUCGAUCAACUUGGUUACUCACAUCUCACUCAGUCGACAAGUCGACAACAGCCGCCUCAGCUGUAUUUCACAUCUGGAACAUAGAGGACGACAUGACUAGCAACAGGAACCCACCGUCUAAGAAGCGCGCUGCAUCACCAUCAAAAGGCAGUCAGACCUCCAAACGCUUACAAGUAUCAAGCAAAGUGUCUCGUCCGCCACUCUCGAAGAUCACCUCUCAGCAUGGAAACGCGCUUCUAAGUCUCCCUCGUGAGAUUCGAGAUCAAAUCUAUACGAAGGCUCUCGAACAACCACCUCCUACAUUUCGCGUGGAUGAGCUCAUGGUCAUUGCGACACACCAUUCGGAAGUUUCCAUCGAGGCCUCGGAACCAGUAUGUCGAGGUCUUCCACUCUGGAUGCUAUCUAGUCGACAGGUGCUUUACGAAGUCCUGGAUUUAAUUGCACGGACCUUCACUUUCCAGCCGCUUAAGCGGAUAACUGGUCCUGAAAGAGAACUCGCGGGAGCACCGAAUUCACUUAUUCUCACUAACGACGGCGUACGAAACAUCAAGCUUCGCUACCUGAACGACACCCCGAAAAAUUAUAUCCGCGUAGGAUACCUGAACAAUCUUUUCCUCAAGCUAAUAAAUGACUUGUAUCUCAAAAACGCGUGUUUGGAGCUGGUUUGGGGAUGGAGAAGCGUCCAGUACGCCUGGAUGCCGGACAGGACCGAUUGGUUCAUCGAUGCGUGGAAAGAACACUGGAAUGGCAGAUUCCGCAAAGUCAAGAUUGAAAUUAAGGUUGAGAAAGAUCUUGAGCAGAUGUGGAUCAUGGGUGAGGCCGAAAAGUGCGCAUUGAGGCUGAUUGGUACUGGUGGAUCCGUAUCUUGGACAACGCUAGACAGCAGCGAUGUUCAGUACUACAACAUGUACAGGAAGCCUACUCUCUUGCCACGCUAUGAGAGACGAUGUGUAGUUGCUGAGCGGAAGAUAUAA